Prosopis cineraria is the source of this 2102-nucleotide messenger RNA. RefSeq names its product transcription factor E2FA. Gene Ontology annotation, biological process: regulation of transcription by RNA polymerase II. Gene Ontology annotation, cellular component: RNA polymerase II transcription regulator complex. The transcript has 14 exons. Bases 236 to 1630 code for a protein of 464 amino acids. The record is from RefSeq and is a predicted model, not a curated record. Gene Ontology annotation, molecular function: protein dimerization activity; RNA polymerase II cis-regulatory region sequence-specific DNA binding; DNA-binding transcription factor activity, RNA polymerase II-specific. Lineage: Eukaryota; Viridiplantae; Streptophyta; Magnoliopsida; Fabales; Fabaceae.
CUCCUUCCCUCGUUUUCUGCUCUUCUCAUCUUCGGCCCUAGCUCUCUACUUUCCUCCAAACCCUUUUCUCUCUCUAAAACCAGCCAUUUUCUCUCUUAAAAUUCUCAAAUCCCAUCGUCAUUCUCAUAACCUUGUAGUCAUAGUUCUCGUUUAUGUCCACUGAUGUUCCCAGUCAACUUCUAACACAAAACACUAGUGAUUAAUAUUGACAGCUGUACGAUCAGUUUAAUGCUCCAUGUCUGGGGGCGUUGGAGCUUCAAACCGCCCGGCAUCGCCACCACCCGAGACUUCUCAGAAUCGGCCGCCACUUAAGCGUCACCUGGCCUUCGCAUCGACUAAACCGCCAUUUGUUCCUCCGGAUGAUUAUCACAGCUUUUCUUCUCCCAACUCUAGAAGAGCUGCCGAUCAAGAGCCUGAAGCUGUUGUUGUUCGAUCUCCUUACAUGAAGCGGAAGAGCAUAGUGAAUGACAGCAAUGGAGAGUCCCAGGGAUGGAGUAACAGCCCAGCUGCUAAUGUAACAAGUAGUCCCCUUAAAACACCUGUGUCUGCAAAAGGUGGAAGGGCAUACAGUAAGUCCAAGGUUGCCAAGGAAGGCAAAUCUGGUCCUCAGACCCCCAUCUCAAAUGCUGGUUCCCCUUCUCUAACUCCUGCUGGCAGCUGCCGUUAUGACAGUUCCUUGGGUUUAUUGACUAAGAAGUUCAUCAAUUUGCUCAAGCAUGCAGAGGAUGGUGAUCUUGACCUAAACAAAGCAGCUGAAACUUUGGAGGUGCAAAAGAGGAGGAUAUAUGACAUAACCAAUGUUUUGGAAGGAAUUGGUCUCAUUGAGAAAAAGCUCAAGAAUAGGAUACAUUGGAAGGGAAUCAAAUCUUCUACAUCUGGAGAGGUUGAUGGUGAUGUAUCUAUGCUGAAGGCAGAUGUUGAGAAGCUUUCUUUGGAAGAGCAAAGAUUAGAUGAUCAAAUAAGGGAAAUGCAGGAAAGGCUGAGAAAUCUGAGCGAAGAUGAAAAAAACCAGAAGUGGCUUUUUGUAACUGAAGAAGAUAUCAAGGGCCUACCCAGCUUACAGAAUGAAACUCUAAUAGCAAUUAAAGCGCCACAUGGGACCACUUUGGAAGUCCCUGAUCCUGAGGAAGCCGUUGACUAUCCACAGAGGAGAUACAGAAUAAUUCUUAGAAGCACAAUGGGUCCUAUUGAUGUCUACCUUGUCAGUCAAUUUGAGGAGAAAUUUGAAGAGAUGAAUGGCGUCGAGCCCCCUGCAAGCCUCCCACUUGCUUCAAGUUCAGGGUCAAAUGAACACCUAACGACAGAAAUGACUCCUCUUGAACAUAAUGGGAAGGGUCUUGAAUCUCAAACUCAACUGUCUUCUCAUACAUGCUCUGAUCUAAAUGCUUCACCAGAGUUCGGCGGGGGCAUUAUGAAAAUUGUUCCUUCUGAUGUUGAUAAUGAUGCAGAUUACUGGCUACUAUCAGAUGCUGACGUUAGCAUUACAGAUAUGUGGAGAACAGAUUCAAGUGUUGAUUGGAAUGGGGUGGACAUGCUUUCCUCUGAGUUUGGAAUCAUCUCAAGGCCACAAACUCCAUCAUCUGGGUUUGCUGAUGGACCAUCGUCAUUAGCUAACUCUACUCAGAGGUGAAAGCUGAUGCGUCUAAAAUCACGUGGUACCAGAAAGCAUGGUUAGCCCCCAGCCAUUUAUUCAUUAAGGGAAACUACUUUGAUAAAGUAUUUGGUAGCCUGUAUGGAUAUUGAGGAUGAUCUCUGGAGCCAUUGAAUGUGAAGCUGGGGAUUUAUGCUAUGCUGUUCAGUUAACAUGAUUGACCAUCUCUUUUGAAUAAACUGGUAACAGGUUAUGCUUGAUGGAAGAUUUAGCUUGAAGGCUGAUUCGUUGAUUUAAGAUAUUUACUGAAAGUUUUGCUGCUCUGUGAAAUACAGUAGACGCCAUAUUCAUCACCUCUCUUGUGAAUCACAAGUCUCAGGCGUCUUGGAUUCCCUUAUUCGCAAGGCUUGCAGUAUAGCGCAGCAACUAGGUAGAUGCUGCACAAAAUGCAGCCAAGCUGCAAGGAUGUACUGGAUAUCAUUAACAGGAAAAGAACCUUGAUCUUAAAUAA